This is a messenger RNA of Nerophis ophidion (straightnose pipefish), 5634 nucleotides long. RefSeq names its product gastrula zinc finger protein XlCGF57.1-like. The transcript is spliced from 3 exons. The coding region runs from base 715 to 2445 and encodes 576 amino acids. Gene Ontology annotation, molecular function: RNA polymerase II cis-regulatory region sequence-specific DNA binding; DNA-binding transcription factor activity, RNA polymerase II-specific. Gene Ontology annotation, cellular component: nucleus. Gene Ontology annotation, biological process: regulation of transcription by RNA polymerase II. The record is from RefSeq and is a predicted model, not a curated record. Lineage: Eukaryota; Metazoa; Chordata; Actinopteri; Syngnathiformes; Syngnathidae.
CACGCUCGAUGGCGGAUAAUAAUCCAUGGUAAAACUUAGAACAAAAACAGCACAAUGGCAAUACUAUCUACAAAACAAACAGAAGAUACUAUAAAAGGCACAUGGCAAACCAAAAACUAGCACUGAGGCAUAUAAACAAAGAAGUCUUACGUGGCGUGGUCAAACAAACAGCGUGGCAAAGCAUGAGGGUCCGGCAAGGAAAGGUAGGUGCGUGGUCAUGAGUAUUCAACACAGUCCAGUAGGUAAAGAAGCCAGGCCGAGGAAAGGAAAAUAAAUGACUUAAAUACUGCUGUGGUAAUUAGAACCAGGUGUGAGAGGCUGAGAAUCGGGGCGUGACUAAGGGGACCAGGUGGAAACUAAUGGGUUGGCAUGGAAACAAACAAAACCAGGAAGUGCAAAAUGUGAAGCAAGAGUCCAAAAACAAAACAAAACAUGACCAAACAUAAACCUGAUUUACAGGCAUGACACGGAUGUUAUCAACACAUCGCUAAGUAGAGAUCUAAUGUGAGAGUAAAGUGUUGUGAUUGUGUGAAAAUGUGUGAAAGAACCAUAGCUAAGUAUGCAGAGGAAUUUUGACCAAAAAAAGAGGAGAAUGAGCGAGAAUAUCAACUACUGGACGCUGUUUUCAAGAAAAUUCAAGUUGUGUUACACAGAACAGACGUCCAGCAGCCCCCUCACACUAAAGAGGAAGAGGAGAUACCACAGCCCCCCCACAUGAAAGAAGAAGAGGAGGAAGUGUGGAUCAGUCAGGAGGGAGAGUGUCCUGUAGGGCAGGAGGAGGCUGAUGUCAGCAAGUUUCCACUGACUGUUGUCUCUGUGAAGACUGAAGAGCAUGAAGACAAACCACCUGAGUCCUCACAGCUUCAUCACAGUCCAAAUGUCGAAGAACAUCUUUUUCGUGAGCAGGAAGAGGAACCACAGCCCCCCCACAUUAAAGAGGAAGUUGAGACGCCACAGACCCAUAAUGUUAAACUGACCCUUCACAUUAAAGGGCAAGCGGAGGACCCACUGAACUUACACAUCAAAAAUAAAGAGGAGGACCCACUGAACCCUCACAUUAAAGAGGAAGAGGAAGACCAAGAGCCGCCGCACAUUAAAGAGGAAGAGGAGGACCAAGAUACGCCGCACAUUAAAGAGGAAGAGGAGGACCAAGAGCCGCCGCACAUUAAAGAGGAAGAGGAGGAAGAGGGCAUCAGUCAGCCUAAAUGGUUGGAGGAGUUCCCAGUGACUGGUGUCCCUGUGAAGAGUGAAGAUGAUGAGGUGAAAGGUGAAAGUGAGGAGAGGGGAGGGGGGGAGCCUCCAAGCAGCAGCUCAACACAACACAUGACAACAGAAGCUGAUGGAGACCACUGUGGAGGAUCACAAGCAGACAAGCUCUUAGCUCCACUAUCAGAUAGUGAGGACACAACGUCACACUCUCCUGACACUGAUGAUGAAGACUCUAAAGAUGAUAAGACAUGUCACACUGACAACACUCACUUCACAUGUUCUCACUGUCACAAAACCUUUAAAUACCAUUGUAGUCUGAAAGUACACAUAAGAUCACACACUGGAGAAAAACCUUUUUCUUGUUCACUCUGUAGUAAAGGUUUUACACAACGUCAGAAUUUGAAAGUACACAUGAGAACACACACUGGUGAAAAACCUUUUUCUUGUUCAACCUGUGGUAAAGGUUUUACAAAUAGUACAGAUGUGAAAACACACAUGAGAACACACACUAGUGAAAAACCUUUUUCUUGUUCAAUCUGUGGUAAAGGUUUUACAGAAAGUCAGAAUGUGAAAGUACACAUGAGAACACACACUGGUGAAAAAACUUUUCCCUGUUCAAUCUGUGGUAAAGGUUUUACAAGAAGUCAACAUUUGAAAGUACACAUGAGAACACACACUGGUGAAAAACCUUUUUCUUGUUCAAUCUGUGGUAAAGGUUUUACAGAAAGUAAUAAUUUGAAAAGACACAUGAGAACACACACUGGAGAAAAACCUUUUUCCUGUUCGACCUGUGGUAAAGGUUUUACAAAUAGUACAGAUGUGAAAACACACAUGAGAACACACACUAGUGAAAAACCUUUUUCUUGUUCAAUCUGUGGUAAAGGUUUUACAGAAAGUCAGAAUGUGAAAUUACACAUGAGAACACACACUGGUGAAAAAACUUUUCCCUGUUCAAUCUGUGGUAAAGGUUUUACAAGAAGUCAACAUUUGAAAGUACACAUGAGAAUACACACUGGUGAAAAAGCUUUUUCCUGUUCAACCUGUGGUAAAGAUUUUACACAAAGUCAAAAUAUGAAAGUACACAUGAGAACACACACUGGAGAAAAAUCACAUUCCUGUUCAAUCUGCAACAGAAGCUUUUGUGACCGAUCAAACCUUUUAGCACACAUGAGAAGACACCCAGGAGAGAAAGUGUUGAGUUGCAGUGUGUGUGGUGAAAGAUUGUCUUCUAAGUAGCAGUGUAAGAAACACAAGUGUGCUGGUGAGAACAGCAGCAGCAAAUGAAACUGCAGGAUUUGAAAUAAACUGUCCAGACUUUCAUUUUGACUUUCUAACAACAUCAGCACAUAUAACAUGUGUGACAUUGUUGUUUGUCCAACAAUCUUUUUAAUAUGCUUCUACAUUUAUAGAUUAGAUAGUUGGAAAUAUAAAAGUAUUACUUAUUUGUACUUGUAAUUGUUGAUAAUCCCAUAGAUUAUCACCUUUAUAUGAUAUACAUAUGUACUGGUUCACAUCUGAAACAUCUUCUGGACCACUUCAGGAAGCAUAUUAUUAUUUACUUUAUACAUCAUUUAAACAGUUGUCUUUUAUACAAUUUUAAAAUGUGUGACUUUAUGAAUCAUUUGUUGGGUCUCUGUAAUCCAUUUUAUUAAUCAUCUUUACUACUCUCUUUUGUAAUAUGAUGAUUGUGUUGUGAUUUUUUUAUACUUUAACUUAAUAUGUAUGUACUUGUUCGUUUAUGCAAUAAAAAGUGAGAGAAAAUGGCUGAGUUGUCUGUGGAAGGAUGUUUUGUUUUUACUAACAUACAUUUGUGGGUUAAAAAAAAAUCCCCACUAUUGUGUUUUAAACAUUCUUUACCUUUUUUAACAUCCCCAAAACAAUAUCAAUCAAAGUUUGGAAUGUCAGGCAAAAGCCAAUAUUGUACAUCAUCUCACAGAGCUUUAUUUUGCAUACAUUCAUGAAAAAAAACCGUUUAAUUUGUUUCCCUAUCACAGAACGAACAAGUGUUGUCUUCAAUUGCAAAACAACAUCUUAAAAAAUAUUUUAAAUUUUUUCCUUAAAUUAACUCCUUGGCGUUUGGAAGAAUGGAAACUUUCAAAUUAUGAGUUUUAUUUUUUUGUUCCGGAGAAAAUACAAUAAAGAAGAAAUGGUAAAUAAUUAAAAAAAAUAUAUAUAUAUAUAUAUUUACUGGAAUUACAAUAUUUUGAACAAAAGCCUUUAUAAUUGCUUAAAAUAUUGUGUCUGUUUGCAGGUCAUACUUAAUGAAAUCUUCAAAUAAUAAAAUACUUUAUCAGUCAAUAAGUGCAUCAGUGACCAAAUGCCUUUUUCAAACCAUUGCUGUUCAAAGAUGGAUUUGUUUCUCAUUUUAAUAUAAGAACAAUUCCAUAGUGGAGUAUUGUGUGUGAUGAAGUUGUGUUUGUAAAUUAGUUUCCAGUACAACAACACUUACUGGUAGGGAUGGGUACUGUUCACUUCUAAUUCCAUGUUUUAUGUGUUAUAUAUGUCAAUAUAUUGUGUGUUUGUAUUUUGCCAACAUGGUAGAAUCACAUGGGGCUUCACGGUGGCAGAGGGGUUAGUGCGUCUGCCUCACAAUACGAAGUUCCUGCAGUCCUGGGUUCAAAUCCAGGCUCGGGAUCUUUCUGUGUGGAGUUUGCAUGUUCUCCCCGUGACUGCGUGGGUUCCCUCCGGGUACUCCGGCUUCCUCCCACUUCCAAAAACAUGCACCUGGGGAUAGGUUGAUUGGCAACACUAAAAUGGUCCCUAGUGUGUGAAUGUGAGUGUGAAUGUUGUCUGUCUAUCUGUGUUGGCCCUGUGAUGAGGUGGCGACUUGUCGAGGGUGUACCCUGCCUUCCGCCCGAUUGUAGCUGAGAUAGGCGCCAGCGCCCCCCGCAAAGAAAAUGGAUGGAUGGAAUUACUGUCUUUUGUAAUAUGAUGAUUGUGUUGUGAUUGUUUCAUAUGUAUGUCCCCAGACCUUUAUGCAAUAUAAAAGUGAGAGAAAAUGGCUGAAUUGUUUGUGGAAGGAUGGCUUUGUUUUUCAAACUUACAUUCGUGGAUAAAACAAAAACUCCUAUUAUUGUGUUUUAAACAUUUUUAUGGUUGUUUUUCUUUUUAACAUCCCCAAAACAAUAUCAAUAUCAAUCAAAGUUUGUCUUUUUAGGCAAAAGCCAAUAUUGUACAUCAUCCUACAUAGAUUUACUUUGCAUACAUUCAUAAAAUAAACAGUUUAUUUUGUUUCCCAAUCACAGAACGAACAAGUGUUGUCUUCAAUUGCAAUUCAAUAUCCUAAAAAUGAUUUUAAGUGGUCAAUUCCGGGGUUGUUUUUUUUCCAAAAUGAACCCCUUUGCCUUUGGAAGAAUGGAAACUUUCAAGUUCUAUUUUUUUUAAUAUACUAUUGAAGAAAUAGUAAAUAAUUACAAAAGAUGGUAUGCUGUAUUUAGAAUGUUUUUUACAAAAGCCUUUUAUUUUUAGUAAUUAUUUUUAUUUGCAGGUUAUAGUUAAUGAAAUCUUCAAUUCAUAAAAUACUUUUCUCAGUCAAUAAGUGCAUCAGUGACCAAAUACCUUUUUCAAACCAUUGCUGUACAAAGAUGGAUUUGUUUCUCAUUUUAAUAUAAGAACAAUUCCAUAGUGGAGUAUUGUGUGUGAUGAAGUUGUGUUUGUAAAUUAGUUUCCAGUACAACAACACUACUCUAGCCUUGACUGGAGGGCAAAGCAGGUCUAAAUAGCAACCGGCCUAUUGACAGUCCAGGUGUGGCCAGGUGCCAAUCAGCCGCAUCUGAGGGGAAACAGCUCUCAGAGAGACAAGCAGGAAACUGAACCAAAAUAAGAGCGCUUACAGGAAAUAAAAACAAACACAGAGGAAAAAACAUAACUAAACUGUCAGUGACAAAUUUGACACAUUUAUUAAAAAAACAAAACUUCUAUUUGUUAAUAUGAAGGUGAAAAUGUAACAAAGACCAGCAUAUGUUUAAUUGAACUGUUUACAAAAGUUUACAAUUCAGAAACUAUUGAUAGAAGUGUUUCAUGCUUGUAUAGGAAAUCAUAUUUAACUUUAUAUGUUAAAACAAAAUGGGAGAAGGAAGGAGGGAUAACUACAUCUGAGGAAGAAUGGACAUUAAAAAGGAGAUAUCAAUGGACUUGUAGCAGCUCACCCAAGUGGAGAGUUUGGCUGGGAAAGUUUUAUUCCACCUUCUCAGAAGUCUCAGUAUGAUAACAACUCCCCUGCCUGUUGGACAAAUUGUGGGAAUCUAAAGGCAAACCACUAGCAUGUUUUCUGGGACUGCUCUGCCAUAAAGGACUAUUGGAAAGAGAUACACCAAGCUCUACAGGAUAUUUUCAAAUCACCCCUUGAAAGUAACAUUCUGUUUUUCACACAUCGCACCUCAGGAUUGGCUGAAAAAAGAGAAAUACUUCAUGAAUAUCCUACUA